AUGACAGAUGCUACCUAUAGAAACAAAAUUGUAAAUAAUGUUAUGAAUAUUUUGUAUGGUAUUUGUACAGCUUGUGGAUUAAACUUACUGUUAAUGUUAGCUCUCUACUUUCAAAGAAAUAUCCCAGAAUUUGUGAAGAUGUUAAGGUGUAUGAGAAUUAAUCCAUCCACAGGUAAAGAAAACGAAUCAUUAUGGUUACAAAUCAAGAAUGCUGUUUCUACAGUCAAAAGUAAAUUAGAUAUAAGCAAGAAACUAAUUCAAUAUGUGAAAGAUUUCAUUCUACUAAGUGAUGAGAAAUAUCAAACAUUCAUUGAAUAUACAGGUUUGAAAUGUAUUCUUCCUUGUUCUAGAACAUUGUGUAGAUUGAGAAGUGCCAUUCAUGAAUGCACCCAAGCUAGAUAUAACGUGUUUGUUAAUGGUGUAGCCGUUUGUUGUAAUUUUGUGAAAGUAUUGGGUGACAUGUUAAAUAUUCACAAAUCAAUUUGUAGCAAGAAUAAUAUUAGCAAUAGCCUUUCUAGUGUAGACUUGAAACUUUCAUUAGAUAAGGGAACUGAGACUUAUUUGGUGGGAUCUGUUGCUCCUUUAAAUUUACAAGUGGCAGCACAAUCCAGAUUCUCUCAAAUUAUUUGUGCCAUUCUAGAUUAUGAUGAAAAUAUGGAAGCAUCUAAUGCCAUUUUAAGGUUCAUUACUUCAAUAUUAGAGGAAAGUUACAAUUCUUUAACUGGUUUCUUUGAAAUAAUGUAUAAUGAUACUUCCAUUCCAAUCAAAAUAUUCAUGGUACAUGAUUUGAAGAUGUUUGGAUUAAUAUCUGACUUGAAUGAUGAAGAAUGUUUUUGUCCUUAUUGUAAAUGUAAGAAAUCACAACGUCAUCUUUAUGAACAUGAUAAUGAUCCAAGAACAUUAUUUUUCAGAAUGAUGCCUAAUGUCCUAGUCCAUAAUAUUAUUUGUUCCUUGCAUAUGAAGAUGAGAAUUGUUUCUUGUUUGGUGGUACAGAUUUUACUCCAACACGGAAAAGAUGUAUGGGAUGUAAUUGAAUCAAGAAUGAAAAGAUUACCACAUCUAUCUCAAUUCAAAUACAGAAACGAGAGACAAGAGGAUGAAGAUGAAGGUGUGAGUGAUCAACAUUAUCCAAAAAUUCCAUAUUUAAAUGGUGAUCAAGUUGAUGAAAUCCUCCGCAACUUUGAGAAAAUAUUUGAUGGCUAUUUGGAUUACAAAGGAGUGAUGUUGUGGGAGUUGGUUCGAGUUAUUUUUUUUGAUUUUAUUGAAGGUCCUGAUUCGCUAAUUGGUGAUGUGGACAAGAAGGACACUUUACAAUUAAUGUGCAAGUACGUUGGCCGUUUAUUGAGAGAGAUUUAUCCAACAUCAAAAUUUGCAUAUUACUUCCACAUUUUGAUUAAGCAUGUUCCAGAUUUGAUUUUCAUUUAUGGUCCAUUAGUGAAAUUUGCUAAUGAAGGAAGUGAAAACAUCCAUGCUGGCCAUCGGUUAGCUCUAGAAAGAAGCACAGCUUCAGGUGGAAAAGCAAAUAAGUUAGAAACUCUCCAACUGUUACAACAAGAGCACAGACGUAUUUAUUUAGCAAGUGUAAAUGGUUUCCCAUGGCUAGGAAAACACACUGAACUGAAAGAAGUUGAACAAAGUGAUCACUCAUUCCUUCACUCCAAAUUACUAAUUAUGGAACUUGGUGAAAUGAAUGAUGAAAAUUGUCCGUUCGUUCGAUCGAAUAAUUGGACGUUCAGUGAUGAGUCAGCAGUUGUUGAUUGUAUAGAAGAUUUUUGA
Messenger RNA from Naegleria gruberi, 1776 nucleotides. RefSeq lists its product as uncharacterized. The transcript is spliced from 2 exons. Bases 1 to 1776 code for a protein of 591 amino acids. NCBI's taxonomy places the organism in Eukaryota, Heterolobosea, Eutetramitea, Acrasida, Naegleriidae. The record is from RefSeq and is a predicted model, not a curated record.